This is a messenger RNA of Candida tropicalis MYA-3404, 1188 nucleotides long. RefSeq lists its product as uncharacterized. Gene Ontology annotation, cellular component: U2 snRNP; U2-type prespliceosome; catalytic step 2 spliceosome. Lineage: Eukaryota; Fungi; Ascomycota; Pichiomycetes; Serinales; Debaryomycetaceae. Bases 1 to 1188 code for a protein of 395 amino acids. The transcript has a single exon. Gene Ontology annotation, molecular function: RNA binding. Gene Ontology annotation, biological process: mRNA cis splicing, via spliceosome; regulation of alternative mRNA splicing, via spliceosome. The record is from RefSeq and is a predicted model, not a curated record.
AUGAGUUCAUUGCCUUCAGAUAUUGUACUCCCGCCAAAUGAGAUUAAACAAACCAUUGAAAAGACGGUUGGGUAUGUCAUCAAGAAUGGUAAAUCAUUUGAAGAACGUUUACUAAAUAAUAACAAAAACGACAAAUUUGAUUUUAUUAAUCCAGAUAACGAGAACUAUCCUUAUUAUAAAUGGAAAUUAACUACAUUACAGGAUCAAGCGGAGAAAACUCCAGAUGAAUCCCAAAACGACCAAGAUAUUAUCAUACCAACACCUAGGGAGCUAUCAUUUUUAAUUGAAUUACCUGUUAUUUCAAAAUAUGACUUGGAUGUCAUCAAAACCACGGCGCUUUACAUAGCACAGAAUGGGAAAGAAAAAAUUCCUGAUCUACUAAAUCAUGAAACCGUGUUAGGAAAGAAAGCUCAAUUUGAGUUUUUGAAUGAUUCCCAUUCCUUGAAUUGUUUAUUUCAGAAAUAUGUUGAUCAAUACAAGUCGAUUAUAAAGUUAUACAAGUCUGAGAACCAUCCAUUACAGAAACGUAUACUUCCAAAACAGCAACAUUUUACAAUGCUAACCGAAGCUUAUGAUAGAGCACAAUUCAUUAAACAAAACACCGUAAAUGAAAAGAAAGCUCAAGAAGUCGAAAGAGAGCGUCAAUUACACUAUGCUCUGAUUGAUUGGCAAGAUUUCACAUUAGUGGCUAAAGUAGAUUUUGAUGCUAUUGAUGAAGUUCAAGAAUUAAGUGUUCCUUUGAAACGAGAUGAUUUGAUAAAGAGGUCUCUUGAAGCUAAAAGCAAAGAAGUGGAAUUACCAAAGGCGGCUGUUAUACAAAGGGAGGAGCACAAGGAAGAUGAACCAAAAGAAGUAGAAGCGGCUGUAGUGCCAGGCCCAUUUAAAGGAAUGAAGAUUAAACCUGCUGGUACAUCGAGGUUAAAGAAAUCAUCCACUCCUGCAUCUACAGCAAAAUCCACCAUCAAAUGUCCAAUUACUGGUAAGUUGAUCCCAGAAUCAGAAUUUGAUAAUCAUCUACGUACAUUAUUACGAGACCCAAGAUAUAAGAAAGAACAAGAGAAUUAUAUCAAGAAGAAUUUCACUUAUGCUUCUAAUAUAACAACCGAUCAGGUGUAUGAGAAUAUUAAACGACUUGUAAAGAAAAGAUCGACUAAUGAAGAUGGGCAACAAAGUAAAAGACCUAAAUAG